Messenger RNA from Calliphora vicina (urban bluebottle blowfly), 858 nucleotides. RefSeq names its product mitochondrial import inner membrane translocase subunit Tim16 (gene blp). Gene Ontology annotation, biological process: protein import into mitochondrial matrix. Lineage: Eukaryota; Metazoa; Arthropoda; Insecta; Diptera; Calliphoridae. Gene Ontology annotation, cellular component: TIM23 mitochondrial import inner membrane translocase complex. Bases 120 to 536 code for a protein of 138 amino acids. The transcript is spliced from 2 exons. The record is from RefSeq and is a predicted model, not a curated record.
UUGAAUAAUAAUAAAUUUCAUGAAUUUAGUGCUAAAUUAUUAAGAAUAUUGUAAGAAACUGAAAAAUUUAAUAAAAAUAGUGUUUUACAAUUAUAAAUCUAAUUUGAAAUAGUUAAAAUAUGGCCAAGUAUUUAGCACAAAUUAUUGUUUUGGGCGGCCAAGCUAUUGGCAAGGCAUUUGCUAAAGCCCUAAGACAAGAAAUAGCCGCUUCCCAAGAGGCUGCACGUCGUGGUGGUGGUGGACGUCAAGGAGAAAAGAGAUCGGAAGCUAAUGCUAGAACGGGCAUGACUCUGGAUGAGGCCAAACAAAUUCUCAAUCUUAACGAUUUGGAAAAUCUCGAACAAAUCACCAAAAACUAUGAACAUUUAUUCAACGUCAACGAUAAGGCCAAAGGUGGUUCUUUUUACAUACAAUCUAAAGUUUAUCGGGCAAAAGAACGUAUCGAUCAAGAACUGAAAGAGGCUAUAGAAGCUCAACAAGCUAAAAUAAAGAGACAAGAGGCCGCAGCAUCGGGGAAAGAUGAUAAACAACGAUGAGUGUUUUUAGUAAUUUUUAGAAUGUGCUUUAGUAAUUUCUUGUUUUUUUUUUAUAAAUUUUAUAAAUUUAAUUUCCUAUUACAAUUUUAUUGUAAAAGUUAAUACAAAUUUAUUAUUAUAAGAUAAAAACACAAAACAUUAUAGACUUUCAAAGAGUGUAUAGAUGAGGAGUUGUAUUGUGUUAGCAGGGAAUCUAUCAUCUUUGUUUAUAACUCGACUGUUUUGUAAAUAAAAUACAAUUUUUUUUAUAAGUUUUGCUUAAAUUGCUUUAUAAAAUAAGUUUGAUUUAAAAUGUUAUUAGCAAAUAAUGAACCGAUUGUUG